Talaromyces stipitatus ATCC 10500 is the source of this 1539-nucleotide messenger RNA. RefSeq lists its product as uncharacterized. The coding region runs from base 1 to 1539 and encodes 512 amino acids. Lineage: Eukaryota; Fungi; Ascomycota; Eurotiomycetes; Eurotiales; Trichocomaceae. The record is from RefSeq and is a predicted model, not a curated record. The transcript is spliced from 4 exons.
AUGGAUACUGAGAUUCUUCAUAUACGCGAGCGAGCUCCAGCAUUUCACAAAGGUGGAAUAAGCGAUUCAGAAUACCUUCAAGUGGCGAGUACUUCUCUUUCUAUUGUUGAUUUCCUCAUUGCAAGCAAGGACACCCUGCCGGCAGGUAUCAAGCAGGCUUUGCAAAAAGCAUUUAGCCAAGGUUCAAAGACGGGCAAGACAGGCACAGCCCGCAAUCGUGAGCAAGCUCUCGCUCGUGUGAAAGAGGUUAGGAAGGAUGAUAUAACGGUCCCCGAAUUUCUCAGCGAUGCCCUUCCAUGCUACGCACGAGAAGGUUCAAUAUUCUGGUCUGGCGGGGAGAAGACCUCCACAGCGCAAUCCAAACACACUAUUCUUGGUGAUAUAUACUUCGCAGACCGACGAAAAGCCAUAGCCAGCUCUAUUCGUCGAGCGUUCCACUCAAUUGCCCUUCGUUAUGUGAUUCAACAAAUUCUGGAAAUUCGUGGGAUUCAGCACUUCACAACUGAGGUCAAAAAAUGGUGUGUUGAUACCAUAUUAUCCGAGGGAAUCGACACAGAAUCGAAGGAGAUUUCUAAGUGGUUUAGCACUGAAUACGAAAUGGGGGCGGUGUACGAGUCAUAUACGCAAAAAUUGGGAUACGGAAUUAUUUUCUAUCUAUUCGCAUUGCCUGCAUCUACAUAUGAAAAGUAUUUGAACAGAACUGACGAUGUGAGUUUCGUCGUUCAUCAUUAUCUUUCUCAGGGGUUUGAAGUAGAAGAAAGCUCGAAUGCUGCGGCCACCAGCAUAAUGGGAUACGUUAAGGAUCGAUUUUGUCGCCAGAUGUCUAUAUUUCGGAAAGAGACCUUGAACCUUUCCAGGCCGCAAAUGCCAAACAAAGGCAAGCGCAAACGUGGAUACUCAUCGCCGUCACGGCCCGCAAACACUGCUCCGCAAACCGUCACAAGUCAGCAGCCUAACGACGAAGCGCAUGCAUCGCAGCAAGAACCUAAUUCUUGGGCAACCUUUACGUGUCAGCAGGUGGAACUAUCAACUGAUAAGACACCGAUUCAGCAACCAGGAUUAUCGACUCCAUUACCCUUAUCUCCUCGAAAUCCUCCAAUCACCCACAGGCCUGGAACCCAUGUUUCACAUAGUCCAUUGCACAGCCAUAUCGCGACAGCAUAUGAAAUUACCGGAGCAAGCAACUCAGUCCUUACUGGAAAUCAACCACACGCUGAAAAUGGGGGUGUCCAUUUUACAAAAGUUGCUGCAAAGGAUCUGGGAUGUUUUCAUCAUCAAAAUUUCCCAUCUAUGAACACAAUCUCCACGAACUCUCAAAGACACGAGCAGCCCCCACCCGCUUUAGGAGCAAGCCAAUCACAACAGAACCCAGGUUUUGGCAAUCUGUACCUCACGGAACCCGAGCCCCCAUAUUCCCUUCCGUCUUUCAAUUCAAUAUCUGCGAUUCCAACCGGAUCACCAGUAUCCAACGAACCUUCGAAUAUUGUUUCCAUCCUACUUCCAUCCUUUUCUCAGAUAACAGGCAUUCCAUCUCCUUGA